This is a messenger RNA of Drosophila elegans, 5757 nucleotides long. RefSeq names its product F-actin-uncapping protein LRRC16A (gene LRR). Gene Ontology annotation, biological process: regulation of Arp2/3 complex-mediated actin nucleation; cell migration. Bases 732 to 5177 code for a protein of 1481 amino acids. NCBI's taxonomy places the organism in Eukaryota, Metazoa, Arthropoda, Insecta, Diptera, Drosophilidae. The record is from RefSeq and is a predicted model, not a curated record. The transcript is spliced from 22 exons. Gene Ontology annotation, cellular component: plasma membrane; lamellipodium. Gene Ontology annotation, molecular function: protein binding.
GGCCACACUGAGUCAAAACUGAAACUGAAACUGGCAGGUUGCGGAUCGUAUGUUUAUUAAUUUUUAAACAAAAUUCGCAGUCUAACUUCGCUUUGCCGUAAUUAGUUAGUUAUAAAUUAAAAGCGCGCCGGUCCGAACUGCUUUUCUCUCACAAUUUUGUAUUUGACUCCCCGAAUACACAAAAUCCAAAUGUUGAGAGAAAAGUGAAACGAUAAGCGAAUAUACACAAAUAUGCUGGCGAAUUCAGUGGAAAAGUGCUUAAUUCACAAAUAAAACAGCAAUAUUAAAGCCAUAGUGUCGGAGGAAAAUCCAACUGCUGUCUGUGCGGCGGCGGGUUCAGUGAAUUUUUCGUUUUCCGACCCGCGACGAGGGUGGAAAACGCGUGAAAAACCGAAACGAAAAUCCUGCGUGUGUGUGCAAUUGAAGUGAAUCAAAAUCGCAAAAAAUUAAAGAGUUUGCCAAAAAAUUAAAAAGGUCGAAACGAAGAAAAUGGGCAAAAAGGCGGAAUGCCCGACGGUCGAUUUUUAGUGCGGGAGCAGCUCAAGAAUCCAGUUUCGGGCUGCAAGGCGUGUCAGGAUUGAAAUCGAACUACCACCAUAACCAGCAGCAACAACGACAACAACGAAAACAGCCGCUCUGAGCCAAUUUGGUUGGCCCUUUUCCUGGUUAUUCCUGUUUGACUUCAUUUUCACCCAGCUUUCGCCGCAGAAUUUUGCAUUUCGGAAGACAAAAUGUCGACGCGCUCGCAAUUAACCAAGGACCUCAACGAAAGCGUCAAAUCCAUUCUGGGUCGCCACACAAAGAUACUCGUCAAGUAUAUGGUCAAGUUGGAGACGAAAGGCGACAAGACGGAGAACCGUGUUCUGGUCUUUACCCCUGUGAGGGUCUAUUUGCUCAGUGCCAAAGUGCCCACGAAGAUCGAAUGCCAUUUCCACUACCUGGACAUUGUGGGAGUCGAGAGCAAGAAGUCAAGCCAUUUCUCCAUUGUCACCAGCGAUCGGCCAUACUCGUUUGUCACCACCGGCGAUGCGGGCAAUUUCAGCUCGAACGCUGAUGUCAUUCUGACCGAUCUCGCCUCGGCCAUCAAGCAGAUAUUUCCAACAGUUCCUCUAAAAUACAUUAUCCGAAAGAUCGAUAUACAGCCGCCGGAGCGGGAGACCAUAUUCUCCGAGGAAUUUCGACCCUCCGAUCCGCGAAAUGUGGGCCCUUGUGGGGGAUUCAGUGCCCAGUACGCCUGCAUGUGCGAUUUCCAUGGCGUUCCGUACCGCGAGGAGGUGGCCUGGGAUGUGGACACCAUCUACCUGUCCCACGACACGCGAGUGCUCAACCUGCGCGACUUUGACCACCUGGAGCCAAAAGACUUGAUGGCCAUCGUUUCGGCGCUGGAAUACAACACGUUUUUUCGUGGCCUGAAGGCAGCCCACAUGCGGUUGUCACACGAGACCCUGGAACGCAUCCUGCACGUGCUUAAGCGAUCGAUGUGGCUGGAGGAGCUGCAUCUGGAGGCAUUGGGCUUGAGAUGGGAUUUCCUAAACAAGUUAUCGCUAUCUGUGAUAUCGAAUAGCAAUCCCGCCAUUCGUACCAUCGAUCUGAGCCACAAUAUAAUUGAGGAUAAAGGAGCAAGUUCAUUGUGCGCCCUAUUUGGAAAGAUUGUACAAGGUGCCAUUCAUCUGGCCGGGCCCAUUGCCAAGGUGUCCAAGGGCCUGUGCAAACUGGCCUUGGCCCACUGCGGCCUCACUUCGAAGGGAGUCAACCAGAUGUCGCACUCCCUGACGCUCAAUCAAAGUAUUUCGAACUCGCUCACGUAUCUAGACCUAAGUGGUAAUAGUCUCAAAGAUGAUAUAACCAAUCUGCACAAUUUCCUGGCUCAACCCAAUGUGCUGGAGCACUUGGACCUGGCCUCGACUGACAUUACGCUGGAAAACUUGUUUGGCGCUCUGUUGCGCGGCUGUGCCACGCAUUUGGCCCACCUGAACGUCUCGCACAACUCGUUCAGCACCAAAAAGGGCAAGGAGAUACCGCCCUCGUUCAAGCAGUUCUUCACCAGCACCUUCAGCCUGAAGCACCUCAACAUCGCCGGCUGUAAACUACCCAUGGAGGCGCUGAAGAACCUGCUGCUUGGUCUGGCCUGUAACGAGUCCACGGCGGGGCUUUACCUGGAUCUCAGUAGCAAUACGCUGGGCGCCCAAGGUGCCCACGUGCUCGAGUCCUGCAUCCAUGGAGUGCGUGUGCUGCAGAGCCUGGACAUCAGUGAUAACAAUCUGGAUGCUGAGCUGGCUCCCGUGCUGACGGCCAUAUCGAAGAACCCCUCGAUCCGGACGCUCCACCUGACGCGCAGCCUUACGGGCAUGAAGCCGAAGCACAUUCCGCCCGUCAUGGAUGCUCUGGUGAACCUCAUCCAAAAGGACGACUUCCCGCUGGCCGAGCUGGUGCUGUCGGAGAACAAGCUGAAGCACGACCUGCACGACUUCAUCAACGCACUGGGCAGCAACCAGAGCCUCCAGAAGCUGGACAUCAGUGGCAACUUCAUGGGCGACGUGGGCGCUCGGUUGCUGGCCAAAGCUCUGCAGAUCAACAACCGGCUGCGCACCAUUUACAUGGACAAGAACGGCGUGACGCUGCAGGGCUAUGCGGAUAUCGUUUACGCGCUGGAGCACAACCACAGCAUGCGCACCAUUCCCUUUCCCGUGUUUGACAUCGCUCCGCACCUGAAGAGCCAUCCGGAGAAGACGGAUGCGGUGAUGCGGAAGAUGCAGGAGCUGCUGCAGCGCAACUGCAACGGAUUGAAGCGGGCCACUGGCCAGGGGUUCCGGCUGCAGCAUGGCUUCUUGCUCUCCUCCACGCACCAGCUCGUGGACAAGCUGGUGGCCGAGACACAGGACACUAUUUCGCUGGCCAAGGGCGGCAGCGAUUCCGCGUCGGCGGUGCAGCGACUGAUUUCCGACGCCGAGAACUGCAAGCAGCUGAUGCCCAAGCUGCAGGAGGCCGUUCGCAACGACAGCCAUCCCAUCGAGAUGAAGCUGACCCGCGUGGCCAGCGAACUGGGCUACACGAUCAAGAGCUAUCUGGAGGAGACGCUGGAGACGAUGAUGCGCACUGGCAUCGAGCAGUGCCCCAAGACGCUGGGCAACCAGAUCGUAGUGCAGGAUCUUCGCAAGGGACUCGGCGAGCGUCUGGUGGUGCCCGAGGAGUUUCUCCAGAUCUGCCUACUCAACAACGCCGGCAGCGAGAUUAUGAACAAAGUCUGCGAGAUCGAACAAUCCCUGGCCGCCGCCAUCUCGGAUCGCGCCACAGACGAGGUGCUGGAGGCCCUGACUCGCUAUCGCCGUGGCAUGGGCAUCGCAGAGUCGCCAUCGGUGCUGCUGGACGAACCGCAGACACCGGACAUCGUGCGCAGUCGCUCCAGCCAUGAUGCGGAUGGCUUGAUCAUACGCCCGGGCGGACGAGGCUCGAUAUUGCCCAAACUGGGCUUGGAAUCGCCCACUAAAUUGGAAUAUCUCAACCUUGCAACUCCGCAUCUGCCCACCAAGCGGCGCAGCCUGGCCAAAAAGGUGCGUCCCCAGUCCGUGGUGGAGAAUCUCAGCCUAGGCCACUUCCCCGACCUCCUGGAGUCGCCCUCCUCGCACCGCUCCAGUUCCCAGUUGUCCGCCCGCGCAGCUACUGGCGCCGCCGCAUUGGCGGGAGCCACCAACAUGACCGACAGCAUUGCGGCCAUGGACGACGGUGGAGUGGAUGAGUGCUGCGACUCCAUCACCGAGCUGCCCAGCGCCUCGUUCCAGCUGCAGCACCUGGUGAAGGGGCGGCCGAAGCGGGCCAAGACGCGUGCACCCACCCGGCCGUUGGUCAGUGCCGAGUGCGCCGGGGGCAGCCGGGAGAUCGGCGAGGGUCUGGAGCACUUCUUCCGGCCCGGAUCGGUAACGCCCACGACUCUGACUCCCCUUGUUUCGCCCACGUCGGAGGAGUGCAGCUCGCUGUCCUUCGUGGACAGUCCCACGAUGAGCCGCGACGGCAACGGACACAUGACCUCCGAGGAGACCACGCCCAUUCUGGAGGAGCGUCGACCAAUUAAGCUGGAGCGCCAGUCACCCUUGCUUAAGAGCGCCUCAUGGGCAACCCGCUCCCGGUCCACAGACAACCUGGAGAAGUAUUCGCCGCUGGUGGGACGCAAAUCACCGCUGGUCAAGAUGCGAACAGAGGGCGGACCUGGCUCGGGCACUGCCGGCGGCACUGAGGAGACCAGCUCUAAUCUUCUGAAGGCAACUGCACGCGAGGACAAGACGCGUUCGCCCAGCAGCGAUUCGAUCAAAACCCAUGCCACAGGCGAGGGUAGCGUAAUUGUGAAGACGGGAAAUGGCAUCCUGCGAACGCCUAUUGUCCUGCAGAAACCGCGUCCUUGGUCCGUGGUGGGCAGUGAGCCCAAGGCAAGUGGAGAGCUUGUCACAGGCAAUGGAAAUGCCGAUUCCAGCAAGACCACGCCGGACAAACUAGAAGAAGAUGACGUCGAGGUAGUGACCUUUGGAACGAGCUGCGGUGGCUCCAUCGUGGGCAUCUCGCCGGGAAUAGCCUUAUCAGCGGGUGGCGGUGGCAGCAUUGUGGGCAUCACACCAGGAGCCGCCCUCGAGAAGAAGUCUGUGCGGGAACUAGCAGCGGGACUCAAUAGAAUGGAACUCCCCCUCAAGCCGCCUGUUAUGCCCAGAACGCUGCUAAACGCGGCCAGUGCCCGCACGAGCACCUCCUCCACGGGCUCCACCUCCAACGGGGUGGGUGGGUCAGUAAGCUCAUCCACAACCUCCAUCACGACCUCGACGAUAGUAUUAAACCAGAGCCAGACGCGAUCGAGGAUCGUGAGCUCGACGAGCAACAGUGGCAGCACGGAGACCAUCACAGAGCACAGCAGCACCAGCACCAGCACCAACACCUCCUCAAGCAGCCACGAGAAGCAGCAUGCCAAGGCCUGUGCCAGUCUGAUCAGCAAUGAGAUCCUGAGCAUGCGUAACGGGCAGUUGGGGGCCAAGUCCGGGAGUUGCGCGGAGAGCGGCGGCGUGAAGCGGAUCGCCGGCAAGGAGAUCUCCACGCUUUUCGAGGAGACAUUAGUUGAAGAACUGCAGCAGAGCAUGGCGAGCAGACGCAUGUUUAGAGACUCGCCCUACACCAAGGAGGAUGUCGUUGAUUUAUAAGUGUUCUAGAUAUAUGCUCAACAUUCCCUCACAUCGGCUCCUAGUCCUCCGCCCAACCUGCAACCUCCACUUGCCACAGUUUUGCGUGAUCGAUUGUAGGGUUGAUGAUAAGAUAAGUGAUGAUGAUGAUGAUAAUGAUGAGAUGAUGGAGACGGAUGGAAAGAUGGAAACGAGGUUGCAACUUAUUCGUACUGAACCAUUAAUUUAUGUGCAAUGGCGCGUGUGUGUUGUUUUCAUUUGGCAAUUUAGAAUGAACGUGAUUUAUUUAUUGAUAUAUACCCUGAUACUUUUAUCCAAACUAACCUUUGCAUAUUUUUAAAGAUGUUUUGUGUACUAUAUUUUAUAUUUUUAUGUAUUUAAAAUGAGUUAAGUGCCAAUUAUAUACAGAAUUAACAUUAAACUAUUUUUAGCGUGUGCUAUACAAACAAUUUCAAUGAAACUAACGAAGAUAACGCAAUGAAUAUGAUAUACUAUACAUAUUAUGUAAAUCGAUUGCGUGCAUAAGAACUAUUUUAAUGGUCUAAACCUAGACAAAUCUAAAUGAAAUAUAAUAUUUUUUAUAACUGCUUCCAAAUACAAA